CUGGACUGCCCAAGUGGGUGGGGUGAGGGGGCCGUCGCGUCCGCCCGGAGCUGCAGAGCCGGCAGCGGACACGGACUGCGGACAACGCGACUGCUCCUCCCCGGCCGCACAGCCUGCAGAGAGACCCUCGCGCCCCCGCUCCUGGGCCCCCGCCCCCUCUCUGUCUCCGCCUCCUUCCUCACACACCCCCCGGGCGGCCCGGGCCCCAGGCCUUCUCGGUGCUCCUCCCACUUCUCUUCACACUCGCUCUCCUACCCCGGUCCUCCAGUCGCCUGCUGGCCUUGCUCCCUCCCGGACCAGUCCUUCCUAGGCGCUCCUUUUACACACACACACACACACACACACACAUAUACAUACACGCGCGUGCUUGUUCGUUCCCUGGGCUGUCCCUUCCUCUCCGGCUCUCCUCCUGGCCCUUACUAACGCUGCCGUCGGGGGAGGAUUGAUGUCCCUUCAGCAUCAUGCAGCCGCCGCCGAGGAAGGUGAAAGUUACACAAGAACUGAGAAACAUUCAAGUUGAGCAGAUGACAAAACUUCAAGCCAAACAUCAAGCAGAAUGUGAUUUGCUAGAAGAUAUGAGGACAUUCAGUCAGAAGAAGGCUGCUAUUGAAAGAGAGUAUGCACAGGGAAUCCAGAAGUUGGCUAGUCAAUACCUGAAGAGAGAUUGGCCUGGAGUAAAAACUGAUGAUCGGAAUGAUUACAGGAGCAUGUAUCCUGUUUGGAAAUCCUUUCUCGAGGGAACAAUGCAGGUAGCCCAGUCUCGGAUCAAUAUAUGUGAAAACUAUAAAAACUUCAUUUCUGAGCCUGCAAGGACAGUGAGAAGCUUAAAAGAACAGCAACUAAAAAGGUGUGUGGACCAGUUGACAAAGAUCCAAACUGAAUUACAAGAGACAGUGAAAGAUUUAGCUAAAGGCAAAAAGAAGUACUUUGAGACAGAGCAGAUGGCACAGGCAGUACGAGAGAAAGCUGACAUCGAAGCAAAAUCUAAACUUAGUCUUUUUCAAUCAAGAAUCAGUUUACAGAAGGCAAGUGUGAAGUUAAAAGCCCGGCGAUCUGAGUGUAAUUCCAAAGCUACCCAUGCAAGAAAUGAUUAUCUUCUUACUCUAGCAGCAGCAAAUGCACAUCAAGAUCGCUACUAUCAAACAGAUUUAGUUAACAUUAUGAAGGCUCUUGAUGGAAAUGUGUAUGACCACCUCAAGGAUUAUUUAAUAGCCUUCAGCCGGACUGAGCUAGAAACAUGCCAAGCUGUGCAGAACACAUUCCAGUUUUUGUUAGAAAACUCUAGCAAAGUGGUACGAGACUAUAAUCUUCAGCUGUUUUUACAAGACAGUGCUGUAUUUCACAAACCCCAGCCCUUCCAGUUUCAGCCUUGUGACAGCGAUACUAGUCGACAAUUAGAAUCAGAAACUGGGACCACAGAGGAGCACAGUCUCAAUAAGGAAGCUCGGAAAUGGGCCACACGUGUGGCACGUGAGCACAAAAAUAUUGUUCACCAACAACAGGUUUUAAAUGAUCUGGAAUGUCAUGGAGUUGCUAUAUCAGACCAAAGCCGAGCGGAGCUGGAACAGAAAAUAGAUGAAGCUAGAGAAAAUAUCCGUAAAGCAGAGAUAAUUAAGUUGAAAGCUGAAGCCCGGCUGGACCUGCUAAAGCAGAUUGGUGUUUCUGUGGACACAUGGCUAAAGAGCGCCAUGAACCAAGUAAUGGAAGAACUAGAGAAUGAGCGAUGGGCCCGCCCUCCUGUAGUGACCAGUAAUGGCACUUUACACUCGCUUAAUGCAGAUACUGAAAGAGAAGAAGGAGAAGAGUUUGAAGACAACAUGGAUGUUUUUGAUGACAGCAGCUCCAGCCCUUCUGGCACCUUAAGAAAUUAUCCACUCACCUGCAAAGUUGUUUAUUCCUACAAGGCUUCUCAACCAGAUGAGUUGACCAUUGAGGAACAUGAGGUGUUAGAAGUGAUUGAAGAUGGAGAUAUGGAAGACUGGGUAAAGGCGCGAAAUAAAGUUGGCCAAGUGGGUUAUGUGCCAGAAAAGUACCUACAGUUUCCCACCUCGAACAGCCUACUGAGCAUGCUGCAGUCCUUAGCUGCUUUGGACAGUCGGUCACACACAUCCAGCAAUUCCACGGAAGCAGAGCUCGUCUCAGGCAGCCUCAACGGAGAUGCCAGUGUCUGUUUUGGGAAAGCACUUUAUGAUUAUGAGGGCCAGACAGAUGAUGAGUUAUCUUUUCCUGAGGGAGCAAUCAUCCGUAUCUUGAACAAAGAAAACCAAGAUGAUGAUGGCUUCUGGGAAGGGGAAUUCAAUGGGCGGAUUGGAGUUUUCCCAUCGGUGCUAGUAGAAGAACUUUCAGCCUCAGAAAAUGGUGACACUCCAUGGAUGAGAGAGAUUCAGAUCUCUCCCUCCCCCAAGCUGCAAGCCUCCCUGCCUCCACUGCCGUUGUAUGACCAGCCUCCCAGCAGCCCCUACCCCAGCCCAGAUAAGAGGAGCUCCCAGUACUUUCCCAGGUCUCCUUCAACAAAUGAAAACAGCCUUCAUGCUGAAUCACCAGGAUUCUCCCAGGCAUCAAGGCACACUCCUGAGACCUCAUAUGGCAAACUGCGACCUGUCCGGGCAGCUCCCCCUCCACCUACGCAGAACCAUCGAAGGCCAGCAGAAAAGAUGGAGGAUGUGGAAAUCACACUGGUGUGAUGAUGGGUUUGCCCAACCAUUACUGCUACAAUCAAGGCCAGGCUUGGGAGUUUGGCCAGUCUUGUGUUUCAGGCACCUUUGCAUGAUGUUGAUGACUCUUGAACAGAGUAAAAACAAGAAGGAUUAUAUGUGACUGGUUGGCCUGGUGGACUCCUCCCACAUUUUGAAUAAUUCGUGCCUUUUUCUGUUGUCAAAUUCUAUGUCAUCUCUCCUACCAUAGCACAAAUCCUAGUGGACCCUAGGCACAGAGAGUGGGGCAGCCCUCAUGCCAAACAGUGGUCCAUUUUUAUAUGAGACUCAAGACCAGGCCUCGUCCCAGGGCACAGUCACAGAAAUACUGAUCACGUGCACUUGUACAGUAUAUUACUGUGGCCACAGGAUGUGGCAAAGAUUCUCAUCUUUCUUCAAGUAGCUUUUGCUCAUCUGAGUUAAGUAUUAAUCAGAUCAUGUUGGCUAUAUAAGGAAACAGAAGGAGGGAUUUCAGGAGAGGCUGGCUCCUCCCCAACGAUAGUCCCCAAACUGAGAAAGUAAAAGAAGUGGACUGCCCUGAGUUUAGCACCAGUUGCAUUAAUGCACAUCUCUUCCACAACUAACAGAUUUAAAAACAAUAACAGUGUCCUUUGUAUUAUUAAUAUCUAUGCCAUUCAUUUAGAAUUAGUGGAGCUAAUAUGGAGGGGCUGAACUAGUAGCCACAUCUUGUCCAUCACAUAGACUAAUAGAAAGGAGGUUACGGCUAAAGCAGAAAUGGAAGUUCCAGAUCUGAAAUGAGCCAAUAUAAUGUUCUUUUUGUAUUUGGGUAUUUUUCAUCUUAAUUUUUACAGCAUAUAUUCUUCUUGCCAGUAAUCUAGAUAAAUUGAGGACACAUACCUCCUACAUUGUUCAGUUUCUCUACUGAGGAGGCCUCUAGCAUUAUUUUAUUCUCAAUCCAGUGCACUGGUCCAGUCCAGCUAUCCCCCAUGGAAAAUCCAGUUUCCAGGUCCCACUGCCCUGACGUUUCUUUGGGAUAAAGAACCUGUGGGCUCAUGGAGGAAACCAGCUUCCUGUGAGAAAGGACUAAAGGACUGCACACCCUACACAAAUCCAGAUUGACAAGAAAAAGACAACUGUCUUCAUAAGUCACAGGAAGAGCCAGAAGUAGUGUCCCCUGCAGGCUAGUGAGCCCACAGCUGCAGGUACCAAGUACAGGACUCUGGUUUUCCACUCCUUUGGAAGGUAGGGAGUGCAAUACCUAGGGACUAAGGAUGUUUGCCAGUUGCUUUUUUUUACUUUUGUUAAGAAAUCAAAUUUGUAGCAUUUAAUCCAAAAGUUGUUUUAUGCUUUGAAAAUUCCAUCCCUCCUAAGAAUCUUUAAAAACUUGAAAUGUUCACCAAAUGUCCCCAUGGGAUUUUUUGACCAAAAGUAAAGGUUAAAGCUGAAGAAAUUUUCAGUUAGUCAUUUGAUCACUCAGAGACAGUACUCACUGAUGAAUCUUCUCUGUGAUUUGGGGGGUUUUUUGUUUUUGUUUUUUGCAUUUCUUGAUCUGUUGAUCUAUUUGAGGUCUUUUGUGUUUAUCAAACUUAUUCUUAAGUUUAAAAAAGAAAUAAAAGUGGUUUUUUUAAGACUUUAAAAUUUUCUGACAUACUAAAAAUCUUCAAAGUGCUCAUAAAUAGAGCAGUCUUGUAUUUUCUCAUUAGCUAGCCAAAUUGUCCUUGAAUUUGGGUUUUCCAUAGCCUCAGAGCGUUAUUUGAAGUCUUUUGUUAUAUUUUAAAAUAUUUUUUGGAAGAGCUGCUAAUUUUAUUUUAAAAAGCAAAGUUGUAAAAAUAUGCCUCCUUUUUAAAAAAUAACCCCUCCCUCCAGAACAUGUAACCCAGCAUCACAAUGCACAGGCCAGGGCUCAGAGGGAGCCUCUGUGCAGAUGUGCUUUCUUUACAGUGGCUGUAAAAAGUUUGUAUUUAUUAUGUAUAAAAUGUUGAAUAAUAAAAAAAUGGAAU
Molecule: messenger RNA, 4654 nt
Organism: Nycticebus coucang (slow loris)
Lineage: Eukaryota; Metazoa; Chordata; Mammalia; Primates; Lorisidae
Gene: FCHSD2
Product: FCH and double SH3 domains 2
Exons: 20
Coding region: 462-2684 (740 amino acids)
Biological process (GO): regulation of actin filament polymerization; neuromuscular synaptic transmission
Cellular component (GO): recycling endosome; neuromuscular junction
Molecular function (GO): protein binding
Source: RefSeq, a predicted model, not a curated record